CUCUUUCGCGGGGCCGAGCCGAGCCCUCCGCCCGCCGCACAGCGGAGCCCGGACCAGCGGGGGCGCCAGCCGGGGCUGCGCGCUGCCGUCCCCGCUCCGCGCUGCCAUGCCGGCCCCCGCCGCCCGCCUGCUGCUCGCCGCGCUGCUCUGCGGAUCGGCGGCGGCCGCUCGAGUUAACAAACAUAAGCCAUGGAUUGAAACAACYUAUCAUGGCAUCGUUACAGAAAAUGACAACACGGUGCUCUUGGACCCCCCGUURAUAGCCCUGGACAAAGAUGCACCUCUGCGUUUUGCAGAGAGUUUUGAGGUGACAGUCACCAAAGAAGGUGAGAUUUGUGGAUUUAAAAUUCACGGGCAGAAUGUUCCCUUUGAAGCAGUGGUGGUGGAUAAAUCCACUGGUGAGGGAAUAAUACGCUCUAAGGAAAAGCUGGACUGUGAGCUGCAGAAAGACUACACGUUCACCAUCCAGGCCUAYGACUGUGGGAAGGGACCAGAUGGAGCAAAUGCAAAAAAAUCCCACAAGGCCACAGUUCACAUCCAGGUGAACGAUGUCAACGAGUACGCCCCGGUGUUCAAGGAGAAGUCCUACAAGGCCACGGUGAUCGAGGGCAAGCGCUACGACAACAUCCUCAAGGUGGAAGCUGUGGAUGCAGACUGCUCCCCCCAGUUCAGCCAGAUCUGCAGCUACGAGAUCGUCACUCCUGAUGUUCCCUUUGCCAUUGACAAGGACGGUUAUAUAAAAAACACAGAAAAGUUAAGCUAUGGGAAAGAACAUCAGUAUAAACUGACAGUAACAGCCUAUGACUGUGGGAAGAAGAGAGCUGCUGAGGAUGUGUUGGUUAAAAUUAGCAUUAAGCCUACGUGCAAGCCUGGCUGGCAAGGUUGGAGCAAAAGAAUAGAAUAUGAGCCUGGCACUGGUUCCUUGGCUCUGUUCCCUGGGAUGCAUUUGGAGACGUGUGAUGAGCCAAUAACCUCAGUUGAAGCAACAGUGGAACUGGAAACCAACCACAUUGGUAAAGGCUGUGACAGAGACACCUACUCYGAGAAAUCCAUCCACAGGCUCUGUGGUGCUGCCUCUGGCACAGCCGAGCUGCUGCCCCCUCCCAGCAGUGCUGCAAACUGGACCCUGGGGCUCCCCACGGACAACGGGCACGACAGCGACCAGGUCUUCGAGUUCAACGGCACCCAGGCUGUCAGAGUCCCCGAUGGGGUUGUCACCGUCAACCUGAAAGAGCCCUUCAUGAUUUCAGUGUGGAUGAGGCACGGGCCUGGAACCAAGGAGAAGGAGACAAUUCUSUGCAAUUCAGACAAGACAGAUAUGAACCGGCACCACUACACCCUCUACGUGCACAACUGCCGCCUGGUGUUCCUCUUCCGCCAGGAUCCUUCCGAGGGAAAAACCUACAAACCUGCAGAAUUCCACUGGAAACUCAACCAGGUGUGUGACAAAGAGUGGCACCACUACGUUGUCAAUGUGGAGUUUCCUGCAGUGACUCUCUAUGUGGAUGGGGUUUCCUAUGAUCCUUUCCCUGUCACUGAGGAUUAUCCCCUGCACCCCUCCAAGAUAGAAACCCAGCUGGUGGUUGGAGCAUGUUGGCAAGAAUAUACAGGAAAUGARAAUGACACUGAAACUGUGCCCGAGACCUCUGCAGGUGGUGAACUACGCAUGGCUCAGUUUUUCCGAGGGAACCUGGCAGGGCUGAUGAUCCGUUCUGGGAAACUGGAGAACAAGAAGGUGAUAGAUUGCCUGUACACCUGCAAGGAGGGGCUGGAUUUGCAGAUGGCUGACGGUGUUGGCAAAGGUGUGAAGAUCCACAUGAACCCAAGUCAGUCUACAGUGACCAUGGAGGGGGAUGACAUUGAGAGGGUGGACAAGGCCAUGCAGCACAUUUCCUACCUGAACUCACGGCAGUUCCCAACCCCGGGCAUUCGGCGCCUGAAAAUCAGCACCACUGUCAGGUGUUUCAAUGAAGAGUCGUGUGUGUCCAUUCCCUCUGUGGAGGGAUAUGUCAUGGUCCUGCAGCCAGAGGAGCCAAAAAUCAGCCUGAGUGGCAUCAACCACUUUGCCCGCUCUGCCUCCGAGUUCGAGAGCCCCGAGGGCGUUUCUUUGUUCCCUGAGCUGCGCAUCAUCAGCACCAUCACCCGGGAGGUGGAGCCUGAGGGRGAUGGGGAUGAGGAUCCCACAGUUCAAGAGUCUUUGGUAUCUGAAGAGAUCAURCACAACCUGGAUACGUGUGAGGUGACAGUGCUGGGAGAGGAACUAAAUCAGGAACAGGAGAGCCUGGAGAUUGACAUGACACGAUUGCAGCAGAAAGGCAUUGAGAUGAGCAGUUCCAACCUGGGCAUGAUCAUCACAGGGGUUGACACCAUGGCAAACUACGAGGAGGUUUUGCACCUGAUCCRCUACAGGAACUGGCACACGCUGUCCCUGUUUGACAGAAAAUUCAAACUGGUCUGCUCCGAGCUCAACGGGCGCUACGUCAGCAACGAGUUCAAAGUGGAGGUGAAUGUUAUCCACACAGCCAGCCCAGUGGAACAUGCCAAUCACAUUGCUGCACAGCCACAGUUCAUUCACCCAGUGCAUCAUUCCUUUGUUGAUCUCUCUGGUCACAAUUUGGCAAAUCCUCAUCCUUUUUCAGUUGUUCCCAGCACAGCCACGGUGGUGAUUGUGGUUUGUGUCAGCUUCCUGGUGUUCAUGAUCAUCCUGGGCGUGUUCCGGAUCCGCGCCGCGCACCAGAGAACCAUGCGGGACCAGGACACGGGCAAGGAGAACGAGAUGGACUGGGAUGACUCUGCUUUGACCAUCACUGUGAACCCCAUGGAGACUUACGAGGAUCAACACAGCAGUGAAGAGGAGGAGGAGGAGGAGGAAGAAGAAAGUGAAGAUGGAGAAGAAGAUGACAUCACUAGUGCAGAGUCUGAAAGCAGUGAGGAGGAGGAGGGAGAGCAGGAGGAGGACCAACAGAAUGUUACCAGACAGCAGCAGCUGGAAUGGGAUGACUCUACCCUCAGUUAUUGAUUCUAGCUGCUCCCUUUGUCUUUAUGUUCUCACUCUACAAGACUCCACUGUAACACACUCCAUUGGUACAAAGGAUUCAUGGUGUUUUAAACAAAAAAUUCAUUCUGGCCAGUAGAUUGAAUCCCCACACAACGUGUUUGUGUUCUGUCAGUUAGUUCCUGAUGUUUAGGCUGUAGUUAGCACCUCUUCCUUCAGCCAUGCCUCAGUGACUGGAUUUUUUUUACGCUCUCUGAGGAACCACCUUGCACUUUUUCUUCAUGUCAUCUCAGCUAAGUGACUCUACAGCUCUGUAGCCAUUGCACAUGAGUUUCUGAACUGUCUUUUUUUGCUCAGUGAAACAAACUUAGCUUUGUUCCUUUUUCUCUUUCUAAAAGAUGCAAAGAUUGCUUGUUGACAAAGGGUAAAGCUGCUCAUUUCA
Molecule: messenger RNA, 3437 nt
Organism: Malurus melanocephalus (red-backed fairy wren)
Lineage: Eukaryota; Metazoa; Chordata; Aves; Passeriformes; Maluridae
Gene: CLSTN1
Product: calsyntenin 1
Exons: 19
Coding region: 107-3019 (970 amino acids)
Biological process (GO): positive regulation of synaptic transmission; positive regulation of synapse assembly; homophilic cell-cell adhesion
Cellular component (GO): postsynaptic membrane; cell surface
Molecular function (GO): amyloid-beta binding; calcium ion binding; X11-like protein binding
Source: RefSeq, a predicted model, not a curated record